Molecule: messenger RNA, 10605 nt
Organism: Cephus cinctus (wheat stem sawfly)
Lineage: Eukaryota; Metazoa; Arthropoda; Insecta; Hymenoptera; Cephidae
Product: protogenin
Exons: 20
Coding region: 242-3832 (1196 amino acids)
Biological process (GO): cell-cell adhesion
Molecular function (GO): protein binding
Source: RefSeq, a predicted model, not a curated record
AUGCGAGAAUGUGAGACAGGAUAGAUAAGGAGGGGGGGGGCAAGCUAAGCACGGCGAGCAGAAAGAACGAAAGAACAGGCCGAACAGACAGAGGCAGCAGAACUGGGCGACGACUCGCGUAGCGCGUGUAGGUGAUGUCAAAAAUGCGGCAAAUAAUAUCGCGGAUUGGCGUAAGAAUGCCGCCUCGCGUCUCACCCCUAAUUCGUCAGUGAAAUCGUUGUGCCAAUGAACGUGAAUAUAUAUGGCGGCGCGAGUACUUUUGCUCAGCAUCUUGUUUACGGAAGUGCUAAAGCCCGUGUGUGUUGCAGGAGUCAGAGGAAUUGGUAGUGGAGUUAAUGGAAAGAAUGGGUCUAAGCCAGAAGGCUUAGACGCGGAUCAGAACGUUUCAGCAGCUAAACUGGAGAUAGAACCCAGUGGACAUGUGGUGUUAGGUAGGAGAGGUAUUACACUCAAUUGUGUGACAGGGGCAAAUUAUAAUGUGUCUUGGCUUUACAAUGGAGCACCAGCACCACCGUGUGGUAUUGCACGGUGUACACUACUGCCUAAUGGCUCUCUUCACUUUUAUAAGAAACAAAAUUUGCAAAUGCCUCAGAGACACAGAGGAUGGAAUCUUAAUAAUACGUCAACUAACAAGACUCAAGGGAGGAAUGAGUAUCGUUGUGUAGCUCGCACUAAAUUUGGUGGUUCGUUAAGAUCAGGUCCAACUUAUGUACAGAUUGCUGAACUCUCCCAUGUAUUCAAAGAGUCACCAGGAGAUUUAAUAAUGCAAGAGGGUGAAGUUGCACGGUUCUCUUGUCUCAUCGACAGUGUUCCUUUUCCACCUAACAUAACAUGGCAACAUAAUGGAGAUACUGUAGUGCCCGAGCACAAUAACACAAAAUAUUCUGUGGUGCCACCAGGUGUUCUAUACAUAAGUGCAACGAAACCGUCAGAUGCAGGUUCAUACAGAUGCGUGGCGACUAAUGAUUUUCUGAAGAAAACAAAAAAAAGCAAAGAGGCAAGAUUGACAGUCACUUCCGAAUCCGACAAAGCAAAGUCACGCAUGCCUACGUCAUUAUAUCCACAAAUUCGAUACAAUCAUUGGUUAAUCAACGGAUCGAAUCUUCAUUUGGCUUGUGCGGCUUCAGGUUAUCCACCACCAGUCAUAACCUGGACAUUUAUUCCACGAUAUCCAGAUGGCACUAACUUCGAACAGCCACGGGUGUUGCUUAAUUUAACAGGCGGCAUUGGUAUCCUGUCGUUGAAAUCCGUAGGCGUCGCAGACGCCGGUAUUUAUCUAUGUGCUGCUAAAAAUUCCGUCAAUGACGCCCCACAAAUUCAGAAUAUAACGGUGGACGUAAUGGUCCCACCCACGCUUCGUAAAAAACCUGUAAGCUUUGUGUGCCCGAAUGGAAGAACUGCGAGAUUUGAAUGCCAAGCUGAUGGACUACCAACACCUCAGAUUUACUGGUUGAAGGAUGCUACGAACAUCAACACUAUAAAUGGACGUGGGACUACGUAUUCGAAGGUUUAUAACAAAAUGGAACUCGCAAUCUCAGCGACAGUGCCGUCGGACUCUGGCAUUUAUCAAUGUGUUGCCGUGAAUUCGGCUGGUGAGAUUUGGGCAGCUGGUCGACUUCAAGUGAAUACAUCCCGUAAUAGUCCAGCCGCUCCUACCUCGAUGAAGUGCCAUGCUCUAUCCCCAUAUAGGAUCUUUAUAUCCUGGGAACAUCCCAAGUCUUUACCGCCCACCAGUAUUACAGCGUACACCGUCCAUUAUAGUGCUGUGGAAGGCGGUAAGGAAGAAGUAACGCCACCAGAACCAGGAAACUCCACGUCCGUGGAAGUCACCAAGACGCUUGAACCACUUACAAAUUAUUCCUUCUACAUACGAGUAUGGAACAAUCAUGGAGCCAGCAACCAGUCGGCCACCAUUGUGUGUUCUACUGCCCCAAGUGUUCCUAAAGCAGUUCCAAAGAUAAAAUUGGACGUGAUCAGCAGUACAAAGUUGAACGUCUCGUGGGGGUCCCUCACUAAGAAGGAGGCACAAGGCGUUGUAAUUGAGUACAAACUGCAGUGGAAGCUUCAACAACAUCCUUCAAUUCAUGUGCUUUGCAUUCCAUCCACUACCGAAUACUAUACACUCACAGGCUUAACACCAGGAGCGCAAUAUGACUUGCGCGUACUGGCCAGGACAGAGCAGGGUUGGCCGAAUGUUAGCGAAUCGGAACUUAGUUGGACUAGCGUAACGAUGCCAUUGCCAAAAACAAAUCAGUUUACAAUAACAAAUAUGGUGAAUCUUCAAUUAACAACCACAAAUUCUUCAUUCAUUAAGGUUAAAUGGGAAAUGAAGGAGGAGACCCAUCAAAAAAAUAAAUUUAAAUUUGAUUCGUGGCGUAUUUACUGUGAAAAUGUAGACGGCAAAAAGUUAGCUACUGUUUUACUACCGAUAAACGCGACGGAGUACACAAUUAAUAAUCUUUUGAUUAACGAACCGUAUAUUGUGGCGUUGUGCGCAGUAAGUUUUGGGGAAGAUAAGAGCUGCUUGAGAAAACAUGCGGACACCGCAAGGUCCAGCACGACGAGUAUACCAACGGGUUUGGAGGCAACACCGAUUUCGCCGACAUCUAUAAACGUAACGUGGACCGUUUCUGAUGUGAUUGAUGUACAUUCAUACGAAUUGUGUUAUCAUUCUGUUCAUCCCACGGAACCUGAAAUAUCCAACUGUCUCGUUACUGGCGAAACACGUAUAACUGUUGACCAUUUAAAGCCUUUUACACUUUAUCAGUUUAAAGUGCGAAUAUUUUAUAAUGAGUCAAACGACAGUGGCAGUGAGUUUAGCGAGAGCAUAGAGUGCUACACGAACGAAGACGUUCCUGGAAAGGUGGAGGAAGUACAGUGGUUUCUGGGAAACGGAUCAAAGGUUCGAAUUGCUUGGAAAGAACCGGAAAAAUUAAAUGGCGUGAUAAAAAAUUACUCUGUCGCCUACACAAUGAAUUUAUCUGACUCGUCAUUAACGUGGGGCAACGUGACUGUUCCUGGAAACAAAACAUCCACGAGUUUACCUGGUCUCAUUCCAGGAAAGCGUUAUUUCGUUAUGGUAAAAGCAGCUACCAAAGCUGGUUACGGCAAAUCGUCCGAUCCAAUAUUUAUUAUAACGGGUGGAACUUCAUCCAAAGUGCAUACAACAUCUGAUAACCGAACACCGCCACCAAGUCCAAAACCGGAUCAAAGUCUUGGGGUGAUUCUCGGUGUGAGCAUAAGCAUAGGUUGCGUAGUGAUUUGCUUAUGCAGCAUCUACUGCCGUAAAAAGUGUGAAAACUCACGAUCGUUAGGCGACACUGUGCAGCCAUUCAAGGGACGUGUUCUUGUGCGAAACGGAAAUGGAUGUUGCGUUGAUCGAUCUUCCGUUUCCAAUAGUCAACACGUGAAUACAGCGACUCCUGGGAAUGAAAUAGAACUCGCUGUAUUAUGCCCUUCAUCUCCAGUCAUGACGGAUCCACGUCCAGAUACCAAGCCUAAGGGUGGAUACUCUAAUGGCGUUCUUGAAUCGUGUGCGAAGGAACCUUUACUAGCGCCAUGGAAUGCGACUGGUGAAAGUAAGGAUGUCCGUAUCACGGAAAAUCCACAGUACAAACGAAGAGCCAGCGCUAUAUCAAAUCAGCAGCAGCAACCAGAUCAAGAGGAUCAGGAACUAGACCUGGAAGGAACGCAGCUCACAAUGGUCAAUUGUACUUUAGACAGUAGCAGUAGCAGCCUAAAUAAUAACCUAGGAUGCACGGAGACUUCGUUGUCGUCGUCACCUAGAAAGACGGCAUCCACGUCAGUUCCAGUGCUGAAUCCGAACGGGUGAGAUAAGAUUUGUCCAAUACGAUUGAACGUCGACGUAUUUCGAAAUAGUAAGACGUGCCAGGUAAGACGACGAAAAUUUUCUACAUUAACUUCUGAAAUACCCACCAUGAUGCGGCUACGAAUCAAUGUAAUUAAUUGUAAGAGUGUGUGCGUACGUCUGUACACAAAAAAGUGUAAUGACGCACACGCAACUAUGGGGUUAUCUAUGAUUUCUCAUUGUCGCGUAUGAUUAGCUGUCGCCCUGUCCUCAUAAACGGAUACCUGAACGAACAACUAUUCAACAUCAAGCACAUUGAUCAUGUACAUAUAUGUAAAACAUAACACUUGAUGUCUCGUAGGUGUUCAAGUUUUCAAACUUGGCGACUCUGUCGUAGGUGGCGACACUGUUUGUUCACGUGCCGCAAUGUUCAAUGUAAACGUUUAAAAAAGAAAAACUCAGCAUUACGUUAUAGCGCAACGUAAACGCUACAUUAAAAUGUUACGCGUAGCGCUUCGCGAAUGAGCGCAUUAUAAACGCGUAACAAUCAUUCUUAGAAUACUUGCUCACGUUUGAAAAUGGUCGUUAAGGGCUGGACGAAAAUGAAAAAAUGAUGAUCUGAAGAGAAAUGAAAUGUGUAAAAAAAAAGAGAAAACAAAACUAGCCAUGCGAUAAAGGAUUGGGAUAGGUGAGUGCGUGCAGUGAGUUGUGUCCGUAUCGCUCUUGAAGUAUGAAAAUUCGUAAUAUUGCUGUACAUAAUAGUAUAGACGUUAAUUGUGAAUAUGUCCAUAAGAGAAACACGUCCCUGUUUUCUUUUAUUUCCGGAUGACAUUCACGAAUGAGACGAGGAGGAGUGAGAUUGUUAUGUUAUGCGAUUGAAAAUUAAUAUUGUACUGACCCACUAGUAGCUCUAGUUCGAGGGGCCAAUUUUUAUGGUUUACAGUACAAAAGACACCGCUGAAUGUUAAAUGUCUUAAAGAAUUAUUAUAUACUGACUACUUUCAUGAGCAUUGAACUCUGCUUGGAACCGCUCCAUCAGUUUGAUUGUUAGGGGGCCAUAUGUUUACGACUCGUAGCAGAAGAAUAUUCUGACUAUGAGACAGAUGUUCAAAAGUAGAUUUUCUAACAGGUACCUUGUGGCCGCAUGAAUUUUACUUUUCAUAUUCAUUUCCUUUUUCUUUUUUUUUUACUUCACACUUUUUCCUUUUUAUUACAAGGAUCAAAAAGUAUUCGGACAGACGAGCGCCACUCCACUUCGUCUCUACGAGAGGUUACUUUCUUUGAUGACCGAAACGAGUUGCAUUUCCUGUUAUUGCUUCUCGUAAACCGAUUCAAUUUAUCGAACUGAAUAAUAAGAAAUUUCGUUAAUAGCACUAAGGGAACAAGCACACAUUUUAAUCAGAGACACUAUUCAUUAAGGGGUGGUACAACUAAUCCAAUUUCGGUUUAUUACCCUUUGUCAAUUUUAUUUAUUUUUUUUUUAUUUUUUUUUGUUUUAGCACGCAUUACUAUGUUAGAUUUAAUAUUAACGGUUCAACAAAUGAAUCUUUUUUAUUGUAUGUAUCGCGUUAAGACUGCGUAUUGACGGAACGAUUUCCCGCGAAUUCGAAGUGUUGUCAAUGAGAGACUGUGUUGCUUUCUGUCUUUUACUUUUUUUUAACGAGCGAUACAAAAAAUAUAUAUACAAUCAAAAAUAUACAAUAUAUAUCGCUGUCAAUGCCGAUAUUCGAAAUCGAUCGUGAAAUCGAUCUGCAAAAUUUGGUCGUUAGAAGUUUUAUUACGUUCUGUCGUUCCAUUCGAUUAUUAUUCUCGGUAAAUUUUUGUUCCUUUCGUUUUACGUGUCAUUUUUCGUUAUCCUUUUAUUUUUAUCCUAAUAAUAAUUGCAUUCAUUGUCCGUAGUUACGAUUAAACGUAAGAUAAAGGUCGCGGCGAUGAUUUCUCACAAACGGAAAAACGACGUGGAACGAUACAUUAGUCCAAAACGUGUCACCUGGUGAUCUUCACCGUAAGUGUGAUUCCUUUCGAUAUUCAUAACGCUAAUAUUUUCGCACAAAGAAUAUGACGCACUCGUAACAGGAGUAUAGUAAACGUCAGAAAAAGUCUAAAAGAGCGUCAAAAAAAAAAAAGAAAAAAAAAUUAAAAGCCGAAACCGAAAGUCGAAGUUUUCUUAACGUAAUACGUUGCUUUCCGUUCGUGACAAUCGAUCGGAUCCGUUUAUAUAUACAGCGAUCACUCACAACCGCCAUUAAUCACCACUACCACUUUUUUUAACAUUAUCUGACAUGCUAUCUGACACGUCACUUUCUAACACGCAGUACACACAUUAUGUUAAUUAAACAAGAAAAAAAUCACUAUACCGUAUACACGCUACAAACUAUACACAUGCUACACCUUGUGGAGGGUGGAAGGGAAUAGGGGUAGAACACACACAACACACACACACCACACCAGACUGGUGCAUGUUACCAUGACAGAAAAAACCCAACGCAGUACCUGAUGUAGACUAAGUUAUGUCGUUUUAGAGUGAGACGUAGGCAGGUCAAUGUUAUACUGUACCUCCAUUAUAAUUGUUAUUUAUUACUUCGUAACAUUCGACAACAAUGUGUUUUCUAGAAUUACAGAUACACAAUACUGAACUAUAAAUGCAAUAAUCUAGCUGUUACAGAACACACGAUGAAGCCGAACGAGAUGAGCAUCCGUUUCUUUUUUUUUUUUUUCGUUCCAUUUUAUUUCAUGCACGUUAAAGUAUUUCAACCCUUUUAUUUCCGCUCUAGAGCCGCUCUUUUACUUUACUAUUGUCAUUAUCAUAGAUUUCGUAAAAUUUUAUAUAUUCCGUGCGAUGCACUAUUCUCAUAUUCAUCGCAAACUUUUUCUUACUUGAGUGACGAUAUUUUCAUUGAAAUUAGUGAUAAAGUUUUAUUUUCCGUCUUUUUUUUUUUUUUUUUGGAAACACCUGUUAUACUAUUGCUCAUACCUUCAACGUUAUUGCUUCUCCUAUAUAAUGACAGAUUGCCGUGUAUGAUCACAUAUGAGACUGAACAGUUUUUUUUCAUUCUGCGGUUCUAGAAACGAAGUAGAGAAGGGCGAGGGGGGAGAGGGGUUGUUACGACCAUGUCUGGUUUAAUGAAAAAAUGUACACGCAAGGCAGCCUGCUGCGAAUAUUUUUCUUCGCGAAUAAUUCCAAUACGCCAAUGAGUAUCUCAUUGACGUGACAACUCGACGCAUUCCGUUUGAAGAAAGAAUAAGAACUCGUUGUUUGUUAUAAAAAUGUUCGACGUGCAGAUUUAACGUAUACACGUGUUAUAUAAUUGCAAUGCGAAAAUUCCAACGUACUCAUCACGUUCAUUCAUUGAUUCGUUCACUCAUUCACCGAUUGGCUUCCAUAGACUCAAAGCGUAGCACACAGUUACGCUAUAUUAUUUUUUACACACCUUAUAUACCGGAUGUCGAAUGAGAUGCGCAUUAUAUUGAAAGACGUUACUCGUUGCAUCAUUUCGUAUACAAAGUUCCUUAUCUCUUCUUCUGUCAGAAGCUUCGUACUUCGGAUAUUGUAAAAUACAUUAAACUGGCUCCACGUAUCCGCUCGUCGACGACUCUCAAUUAUUCAUUGAAUUCUGAUAAAGAAUUUCAGUGCGUAUCUUAUUAUUAUAUUGUGGCUCAUUUGAAAUACAUGACAAAGAAGAAGUAUAAAGUAAAAAAGAAAAAAGGAUAAUGAACUUCUACGUGCAACGAGACGAUCGUUAAAAUCGUUCAGUGUCAUUCGAUCUUUUUCGGACACCCUGCAUAUUACAAAUUACCGUAUAGUACCUUCUAGUUAAUUCCAGUUUCCAGUCUAACCUCGAAGGCAUUAAGCAUACAUAACAUAUAAUGAACCCAGGUGCGUCGUAAUAAAUAAUAAUAAUAUAACAGUGAAGAAGGAGGGCGAUAAAAAAUGUUUUUGCAAGAAAUCGGCGAAAAUUAGGAAGGCAAUGAACUCGCUGUUCCUUGCUGUAUCUGUCGCGCGUACAGCGUGCCUCCAAUGUAUAAUAUUCGCUACAUCCGCAUCUCUGUCACUAUUUUCUAUUUGCUACGCGUAAAAUUGGAAAGAGGAACUAUAGGGCGUCUUAAUUUUUUCAGUCCUUCGAAAGAAACAACGAAGCGUAAGCCGCGCAUGCGCAAUACGGGCAUGAAUAAGCUCUAAUACGUGUAUCCUGACUAUGCAUACCGGCCGUAUAUGACGAACGUAUUGAUGCUCCAAAUACGUUUGAUAUAGAUGCUAAUUAAAAAGAGAAUUUAAGACUUUUUUUUAUUCUCGUAAAAUCCAUAGAUGACGAAUGAGCGAAAUUGUUCCUUUGGUAUAAAGAUGAAGGAGAAAAACUUGGAUAACAAAAAAUUUUUUUAAAUGCGUUUCUGUUCGGACCGGUUAACAAGAUCCAGUAAACUGCCGAUUAAAGGCAGAGAAAAACCCGUUAAAAUGUAGUGAAAAGAAAUAAGAAUCCAAGAUAAAUAAUUAAAUAAAUAUAAGUUCAGGAUUAAAAUGAUCAUUUCUAUUAAUCGCUAUGGUAUAUGAGAGAGAUGUGGCCGCAGUUUGAUAUAAUACCGGUGUAAAGUGAGCGAAAAAGUAAUAGAAGAGACAUGAAAAAAAAAACCAAUUACGCUUAUAAAACUAUUUUAAUCUCUUUUUUUUAUACUAUACUAGCCGCAUAAUUUUAUCCCGUCUCUGACGGCUUCGUCGUCGACCGGGACAUCGUCUUUCAGUGAAGCGUAAUUUUCGAAAAUUCUUUCCUGCGUAUAACGAGGAUGUGCGUUGGACACAGAGGGAACACAAAUGUAAACUGUAAAACUCUUCUUAGGACGCUAACGUGUGGGACUACGCGAAAAGAAAAGAUUCCGUUAAUACGAUCAUUAAACACACUUACGCGAAGCACGUGGUAAUGUAAUAUUAUGAAAUUAGGUUUCGUCUGUUUUUUCUCUUUGUCGGGCGUCUCCCGAAAGAUACGAACUGGUAGGGUCGCCGUGCUCGAUGCAUUUCUUCAACAUUCAAAGUUAAUCAAAACUUUUUUUUUUCAAUUACGAAAAUCCACGCCGGUCAAGUACAAAGCAAUAAACGUCAUCAACAUGUCGGGUGGCAUUCGCGAGCACGACUAUUGCUUGGAGAAUAAUUUGUUUUAUUAUUAAUGAAUUAUUGUAAUAAUUAUUUAUAAGAGUUUCGUCAACAGUAGUUUUAUUCUGUGUGCAUCGCGGAAACUGCUGUUUAUUAUUAUUAUUAUUAUUAUUAUUAUUAUUACCGUCAAUUGCGAAUCUUUAAUGAGGACGCUCCGUAUUACUUUUAUUAUUGCUUUAUCAAUCGAUAAGUUAAAUCAUAGUCGAUUAAUCGAUAUCGAUCAAUUUGUUGUCAUGUCACUUUGUAAGGUCUUUAAACUUCAAUCUAUUUUGACAUCGAUUAUCCGCUGUAUCGUAUCAAUUAUAUAGUAUUUAUUGCUCGAUGACGUAUUGUCUUGCGAAGUAUAGUGCGUGAAGGUAAAGCCGUGUUUACACUUGCAACAGAACCCCCGUAACACGUUCGUGUAACGUAACUCUAUGAGUACUUGAAGAGUACGAUCGCACAGUUACCUUAGACGACGAUAUUACGGGGUUCUGUUGCAAAUGUGUACGCUACUUAAAAAUUCACGGGAUUGUGAUUUUUUACUGUUACGUCACGAUUAAUUUUUUUUAUUUACCGAUCAUGAAUAAUAGUGAUUUUCUUUUUCUUUGCUGGCACCUCGACGUUGUUUUAUAUAAUUUGAAUUGUUUAUCGUAGAAGCCGUUAUUAUUAAUAAUAUUGACGAUGCUAUGUGCGGCGCACAUAGAAGACGCAUGUGAAACGGUUUUUUUUUUAGAGAUAUAUAUAUGUAUGUGUGUGUGUGUAAUCGAAGUCAAAGAAGUUCGAGUUUUAUCCAAGCAAAAGUGUCACGGAACGAAAAGUAAUAGUUACUUUAGCCAUUGAUAGAUGGACCACGUAGGAUAUGUAGAAUGUAUCCUCAAACUUCCCGCCCACCGUCUCUUUCCCUAAUUGCCGAUACAGUGCCGAACAUAAUAGACCUUCACACAAUUCGUAGCAGAAGUAAUAAGAACAACAAAAGAAAAGGAAAAGAAAUUCUUACACGUACGGCGACUCUAGUCUAACGAAUAUACCUCCAACAGGAGUCGCUCUCCGUAGAGCGACCUUAACAUUACUUAACGUUAACUUAACCUCAGUACCUACUAGCGACUAUCGUUUUAGAUUUUUAUACCGUUUUUAUUUUAUUAUUUUUUUUUCACAUACCUCACAAGAUAAUAGUUUCACGCCGGCGAUUAUGCGUAAAUGAGACGUUUUUUUUCCUCUUUUUCUUGAAAUGUAUGGUAACAUUUAUUCGCUUUAUUCACUUUUACUGUAGAUGAACGACUAACGCGCGAAGAACCCGGUAAUUUUAUUCAAUUAAAUCUGUAUUAAUUAUUAUUAUCGUUGAUAAUCGUGUAGCGACUCUUACUGAACAACCGAACAGCGUCUACAUAAUAAUUUAUUUCUUUUUCUCUCUAUCUUUCUCACACACUGUCUUUCCAGAAAUCAUAAUUAUUAUUUACCGUAUACGCCUAGUUGAAUAUUGUAUUUCACGAUGAUUACAUUCUUUAAGGUGCAGUUACUUUGUACAUACCUUUACCCACGAUUGUACAUACGAUUAUAUUACCAACUUGAGAAUAUUAAAAGUAUAUAUUUUAAUAUAUUAUAUAUAAUUAAUUACGAUGAAAUUGUAACCUUAUUGUUUUAAAGGGUAUUCAAAUUAAAGCGAUACACGAGA